This is a messenger RNA of Musa acuminata subsp. malaccensis (wild Malaysian banana), 2947 nucleotides long. Its product is annotated as E3 ubiquitin-protein ligase BRE1-like 2. Gene Ontology annotation, cellular component: HULC complex; nucleus. The record is from RefSeq and is a predicted model, not a curated record. Lineage: Eukaryota; Viridiplantae; Streptophyta; Magnoliopsida; Zingiberales; Musaceae. Gene Ontology annotation, molecular function: metal ion binding; ubiquitin protein ligase activity.
GUUCGGGUUCGCCCAAACGGGGAGACCCUUCGCUCACCGACUCUUGUAGCCUUGCGGAGUGACCGGGAGCGGCAAUCCGGCAACCAUGGAAGAGGAUGCACCGGCCGGCCUCGGUUUCGGCAGCGGCGACGAGGGAUCUCCGGCUUCCGCCAUCACCAGGCAACAGGUGGAUGCUGCAGUCCUGCAAUACCAGAAUCAAAGGCUUGUUCAGCAGCUGGAGGCCCAAAAAGCUGAAAUGCACACACUGGAAGGGAAGUUCAAAGAGUUGAGGGAGAGACAAAGUUCUUAUGAUAAGUCUUUGAUGACUGUUAACAGGAUGUGGAAUCAGUUAGUUGAUGAUUUGAUCCUGCUUGGCAUACGAGCUGGUGGUGACCUGCAUUACUUACAAUCAUUGGACCAUGAAGAUCACUGCAAAGAUGCCCUUGUAUCAUGUCCCCCGGAAGAAACAUUUCUCUGCAGGCUUAUAAGAGCAGGAUCUGUGGUAAAAAUAAGUGGAAGUUUAUCUGUGAAUUUUGUUCAAGAAGCACUUGCUUCACGCCAUGCAGCCACCAUUGAUCUGAUGAAAUAUGUUCUGGAGACAAUCACUUCUCGACGAGAUAAAAAUGAAUGCCUAUCUUUUGCUUUACAUGGGAAACUAGCUCCAGAAGAUGCUAUUGUUCAAAUCCAGAAGUUUGAUGAAUCCUUGAGAGAGGUCAUUAACAACAUGCAUCAAUCUGCCGAUAUUCUCUUGGAGAAGCACAAACAAUUUACAGAAGAAAUAAACACUUACAAAGAAAGCCUUUCAACAACACAAUCUGAGAUAAAACGCCUUUCAGGUGAAUUAGAGGAGAGUAUGGCAGAGCUCGAGGAAAGUCGACGCAAGUUGGCAAUUUUACAGAUGCAUAAGCAUGGAGCAUCUACGACACAUGCUUCAAUUGCAAAUGCUGCAAAUGGAAGCAGUUCACCAGAUAAAUCUGCAGAUAGAACCAUGGGAUUGAAGGAUCUGAAAGACUCAAUUGAGGAGGCUAAGACAUUGGCAGCUAGCCGUCUUUUGGAACUUCAGGAAGCCCAGGAAGAUUUCUUGAUUCUCUCAAAGCAAUUGGAUGAUCUUCAAAGCCAAUUGAAGGAUGAAAAUUAUGUUGUCACAUCAAAACCCUACACUUUACUAAAUGAUCAACUCCAGCAUCUGAAUGCAGAACUUGUACGGUACAAGGGUCUGAUUGAAUCCUUGCAGGUUGACAGGAACAACUAUCUUCCAAAGGAGAAUGAAUUAAAUCUUAAAGCAGACUCAGCUGAUGCUAUUAAGAUUUCUGUUAGCAAUUAUGAGGCAAAGAUUGCAGAACUUGAGCUUCAGAUUCAAAAGUUUGUUGUUGAAAAAAAUGAUCUUGAAAGUAAACUUGAAGAAGCUGAACAGGAUUUAGGUAGAAAAGACAUCAAGGACGAAAUUAAUGUCAUGGCAUCAGCAUUAACUAAAGAAAUGGAGAUGAUGGAAAGCCAAUUAAAUAGGUCAAAAUUGGCAGCUUCCGAAGCACUUGCACUACGUAAAGAAGCUGAUUCUUUGAGACCUCUGUUAAAUAGAAGGAUUAGUGAACACAAAGUCCUAUCUGAUAAAUAUGCUGAAGAAAUGGUUGAGAUUAAAUCCCUCAAAGCACUGGUUGAUAAACUGGAAAAGGAAAAGCAGGAGUUGCAAUUUAUCAUGGAUAUGCAUGGACAGGAAUGUCUCGAUACCAGAACAAUUGUUGAAAUCAAGGAAUCAGAACACAGAGCUCAUAUACAAGCUGAUCUGUUGAAAGCUACUUUAGCAGAUCACAGCCUUGAGUUACGAGUGAAAGCAGCAAAUGAUGCUGAGGCAACUUGCCAGCAAAGACUUUCUACUGCUGAAGCUGGAAUUCCAGAAUUAAGGGCCAAGUUAGAUGCUUCUGAGAGAGAUGUCUUAGAGCUUCAAGAGGCCAUAAGAAUAAAAGAUGCAGAAGCAGAGGCUUAUAUUUCUGAAAUAGAGACAAUUGGUCAAGCAUACGAAGAUAUGCAGACACAGAACCAACAUUUGCUUCAACUGGUUGCUGAUAGAGAUGCCUACAAUAUCAAGCUAGUUUCUGAUAGUGUGAAGAUGAAGCAAACUCAUAGCUCUCUUCUUUCUGAAAAGCAAGCCAUGUCGAAGCAGCUCCAGCAAGUGAACAGCUCAUUAGAGUUCUUAAAGACAAAAGUUGCUCAUAGUGAAGAACAGAUGAAGUUACAUGUUACACAAGCUGUUAAAGCUUCCAUGGAAAAUAGGCACAUUAACAUCAACCUGGAGAAAACUAAGCUGGAGUUGGUUGAUGCCGAGAAAGAGUUGAAGUGGCUCAGAUCAACCAUUAAUUCAUUUGAGAAAGAAUACGAACGGAACCAGAAAAAGAUUGCUGAGUUGAAAGUGGAACUAGAGAGAGAAAGAAAUGAGAAGAAAAAGCUAGAGGAAGAACUUGCUGAGGUAAAAAAUGAAGUCAUGGAAAUGAGUUCUGAGAGUGAAGAAGUUACGAUCCAGAAACUUCAAGAUGAGAUCAAGGAGUGCAAGGCAAUUCUCAAAUGUGGUGUAUGUUUUGACAGACCAAAGGAGGUUGUGAUCACCAAGUGCUUCCAUCUAUUUUGCUAUCCGUGCAUCCAGAGGAAUCUGGAGAUCCGUCAUCGCAGGUGCCCUGGAUGUGGCACUGCAUUUGGACAAAAUGAUGUUCGCGAGGUGAAGAUAUGAGUCUUUCAGAGUCGCCUCUCUAAUCACCGGAGCCUUUCAGAUUCGUCAUUGUAGGUGCCAUGAGAUUCGUUACUCUCUUUCUCUCUCUCCCCCCAUAUACAUAUAUAGGCUUUUAAGGAAUCCAAUCCAUUUUAUAAUUUUGAAUCUCGUAGAUGUUUCUUUCAUGUUUGGUAUUCCAUAAUACGAAGGCUGGUGGCCUAAAUGGUUGAAUGAAAGCAAUUCGGAGCAAGUUUAAUUUGUUGUUCC